This is a messenger RNA of Raphanus sativus (radish), 2487 nucleotides long. RefSeq names its product endo-1,4-beta-xylanase 3. Bases 101 to 2356 code for a protein of 751 amino acids. The record is from RefSeq and is a predicted model, not a curated record. Gene Ontology annotation, molecular function: hydrolase activity, hydrolyzing O-glycosyl compounds. The transcript has 6 exons. Lineage: Eukaryota; Viridiplantae; Streptophyta; Magnoliopsida; Brassicales; Brassicaceae. Gene Ontology annotation, biological process: carbohydrate metabolic process.
ACCAAGUACUUACCUCUCCAGUUUCUAAAGAUAAAAUCUUUACAAUCUCUACAGUCUCUCCAGUUUCUUCGGACUUCAACUUUGAUUAAAAAAAACUGUUAUGGAGAAGAAUACAAAGGUGAAGCUUGCCAGUGAUCCUGAUGAUGACAAGGUUCAUCAUCACACUAACACAGAGCAGGAUAGCAUAAUCCUGAACCCUAACUUUGAGGACGGCCUCAACAAUUGGGGUGGAAGAGGGUGCAAGGCUGUCUUGCACGAGUCAAUGGAUGGAGGGAAAAUCGUACCGCUCUCAGGACACGUUUUUGCAGCAGCAACGGAGCGUAAAGCCUCAUGGAACGGGAUCCAGCAGGAGAUUUCAGGAAGAUUCCAAAGGAAGCGUGUCUACGAAGUAACAUCAGUCGUCCGAAUAUUUGGCAACAAUGCCACGAGUGCAACAGUACAAGCGACUCUCUGGGUCUUAAACGCAAACCAGCGCGAACAAUACAUCACCAUUGCUAAUGUGCAGGCGAGUAAUAAAGAUUGGGUAGAGUUGAAAGGCAAAUUCUUAAUACAUGGUUCACCAUCGAGAGUAAUAGUAUACCUUGAAGGUCCACCUCCAGGAACCGACAUUCUUGUCAACACUUUAGAUGUUAAACAUGCUCGGCGGAACCGUCCAUCUCCACCACCAUUCUACGAGAAUCCCGGUUUUGGAAUCAACAUAGUUGAAAACAGUGAAGUAAGAGAUGGAGAAACUCAACCAUGGUUCACUCUAGGAAACUGCAAGUUGAGUGUUGGACAAGGCGCUCCUCGCACUUUGCCGCCAAUGGCUAGAGAAACACUUGGUGCUCACAAACCUCUUGGCGGAAGCUACAUCCUUGUGACCAAUAGAUCUCAGACUUGGAUGGGUCCGGCUCAAAUGAUAACAGAUAAAAUAAAACUAUUCUUGACAUAUCAAAUCUCAGCAUGGGUAAAGAUUAGUGUUGGAGCUAGUGGUGCUAUAAAUCCUCAAAAUGUGAACAUUGCACUCAGCGUCGACAACCAAUGGGUGAAUGGAGGACAAGUCGAGGUCACCGUUGGUGAAACAUGGCAUGAAAUCGGAGGAUCCUUUAGGCUCGAGAAGCAGCCCCAAAAUGUCAUGGUUUACGUUCAAGGUCCUGCAGCUGGCAUUGAUCUGAUGAUUGCGGGACUGCAAAUAUUCCCUGUGGACCGUCAGGAACGUAUCAGAUGUCUCAAAAAACAAGUUGAUGAGGUACGUAAGCGCGACAUUAUCCUGAAGUUCUCAGGACUUGAUGAAUCCUGUGAUUUGUUUCCUUACAUAGUGAAAGUGAAACAAACGCACAACAGUUUCCCGGUAGGAACGUGCAUUAAUAGAACAGACAUAGACAAUGAAGACUUUGUUGAUUUCUUCACCAAGAACUUUAACUGGGCAGUGUUCGGAAACGAGCUGAAGUGGUACUGGACAGAGGCCGAACGCGGAAAGCUCAAUUACCAAGAUGCAGACGAUAUGUUGGAUCUUUGUAUUGGUAAUAACAUUAACGUUAGGGGACACUGCAUUUUCUGGGAAGUUGAGUCCACGGUUCAGCCGUGGGUUCGUCAGCUGAACAAAACAGAGCUCAUGAACGUGGUCCAGAAGCGUCUCACAGAUAUCUUAACGCGAUACAAAGGUAAAUUCAAGCACUACGACGUCAACAACGAGAUGCUUCAUGGCUCUUUCUAUCAAGAUAGGCUUGGCAAAGGUGUCAGAGCUUUGAUGUUCAACAUUGCACACAAGCUUGAUCCAUCUACUUUGCUCUUUGUGAAUGAUUAUCAUGUCGAGGACGGUGAUGACUCACGUUCUUCCCCGGAGAAGUAUAGCAGACUUGUUCUUGAAUUGGAAGCGCAAGGAGCAGCCAUAGGAGGUAUUGGGAUCCAAGGACACAUAGAUAGUCCUGUUGGAGCCAUUGUUUACUCUGCUCUUGAUAAUCUCUCUGUUCUUGGCCAUCCAAUCUGGUUCACAGAGCUUGAUGUGUCUUCCAGAAAUGAAUUCGUUAGAGGAGAGGAUCUUGAAGUUAUGUUGUGGGAAGCAUUUGCUCACCCUGCCGUUGAAGGAAUAAUGUUAUGGGGAUUUUGGGAACUAUCUAUGAGUAGGGAGAACUCAAAUUUGGUGGAGGGAGAGGGAGAAGUAAACGAAGCCGGUAAAAGAUUUUUGGAUGUGAAACAAGAAUGGUUAUCUCAUGCCUAUGGGAUCAUCAAUGAUGAAUCAGAGUUCAUAUUCAGAGGCUAUGAUGGGACUUACGCCGUUGAAGUUUGUACUCCGGCUGGGAUCGUUCUCAAAACGUUUGUCGUCGAAAAGGGAGAAUCUCCACUUGUUCUCUUGAUUGAUCUAUCAAAUUUGUGAUAUUUGUGUUUCAAAUUUGUGAUAUUUGUGUUUCUUUUCCAUUGUUUGUCUUAUUAUAUAUGGGUGGGAAUUUGUUCUUCGUGAAGCAUGUAACAUACAUUAUGUUAAAAAAAGAAGAAGUUGUUAUUGUU